CUUUCUUUUUCUGAAAAAACAAAAAUUGCCUUUCAUAAAAGCUUUGCUUAAGCGUCAAAAGCUCAAAACACAGACCAAGAAACAAACCCAUCAAUGGCGGUCUCUGAGCACUCCAAAGAAUACCCAUUUGUAGAAGAGGAGGAAGAAUACAGUGAAAGUGAAGGGUCUCACUCAGAUCAAGAUUCUGAUGACUCGGAUAGAGACCCAAGUUACACUAUUCUUGAAAAAACCAGUGCCAAGUUCUCUAACCUCUCAAUAAAAAACAACAUAAAAUCAAAGGCUCGGAUUGUUGAAGAUAAUGAUAUGGAUUGUGAAGGAGAUUCAAGUGAGGUGGAAGUGGUAGUGCCAGAACUUGAUGAGAAAGAUAAGAAAAGCUAUGAGGAAGUGCAAAAGAUCAUUGAAGCUGGCCAGCUAGAGAAACUGAAAUUGGACCAGUGUAAGGUUUAUUUGAGGAAGAAUGGACUGAGAUUGACCGGCAACAAGGAUACACUCAUUCAGCGCAUUAAGGAGCAUCUAGAGAUUUUAAAUGGUGGAGGGGAGAACAAAUACCCUGCCUCUAGCUUUGUGUUGAAUUGUAAAGGUGAUGCAUGCACUGGUGAUGUUGUUAUGUUUGAGCAAAAUGUUUAUGAAAUGUUCAAUAUAGCAUCCCGAAGUGCCAGUGGUCCUCCUUGUGGCAAAAGGAUUGUUGCAGGCCGCAUUGUGAAAGAAAGCUAUGGUGCUGCCAAGCAACAGCAUACCUUUACUAUUGAAGUACUCUGGAGCAAGGGGGAGAAACCACUCCCACCACUUCAUCCCCUCCUAAUUAAGGGUCGAAACCUUUACCGACUAAAGACUUUGAGACAGAGAUGGGAAGAUGAAGGGAAGAGGCAGAAAGUUUUGAUGGAAAAGCACUCCAGGGGGUUUGUUGCAAGGUCUGAUAGAGAAUCACGGAUCCAAGAGAAGGAAAAUAAGAAAAUGCGGAUCCCAAAAAAGGAGACAAAUAGAAACCAAUCUCAAUUCAAUUCAGUCUCAACUGCAAAAUCUGCAAUCCAACCACCACAGUCAGAUUUAUUGGUCAAUUCAAGGAAACCAACAUUUCAACCUUCACAGUCAGGCCAAAAUUAUAAUUCAGAAAAAUCAGGAUUUGGACCUCUUAAGAUGGAUCCAUCUGUUAAUUCAGGAAAACCAGCAAAUUCUCAGCAACAGUUUGUUGCAUUCCUUGAUUCAGGGAAACUAGACAUGAGGCCUCAGCAGUUGGGAUCAUUCACUCAUUUAGGAAGGCCAACUGAGCAAACUCGAGUAGCUUUAUUCUCUGAACCAAGAAAAGCAGCAACUCAGCCACAGCAGCAAACUAAUACAACAAAAAGUGACUAUCACCGUCAGCAACCUUCUCAGAGCUUUGUUGAGUCAAUGCAUGCAAGUAAUAUAGAAAGAAUGUACAGUGGCCAUCAAGCUUACAUUCAAAGCAACAACUAUCAAGCUCAUAGCGACAAAUAUCCAAAUACUUAUGGGACAAGAGGGUUAUCAGAUGGGACUUAUAAUGGACAGCCAUUGACAAGCAUGAAUCACUUUCCACCAAGGAGCCCACCACCAUUGACAAGCACGAACCACUUUCCACCAAUGAGUCCACCACGGAGGCAAGGCCAUAUGCAACAACAGCUAUGCAGAUACUAUGCUCAAGGGAGGUGCCAUUUUGGAGAUAAAUGCAAGUUUUUGCAUGAACGAAGAAGAGAAUAUGGCCAGAGGAGGGAAGAUAGGUGGCCUUGUGACCAGAGAAAUUUAAGAAGGUGACCAGAGAAAUUUUGGAAUGUGGCGUACCGACACAUUUUAAAUUCAAACAACACUGGUUUCAAUCCUGAUGGAGUUUGGUGAAAGUUUACAUAGAUUGUGUUCAGUGGUGGUACAUGGGUUCUAAGAAGGAGGGCGGUGCCCUGAAUCAAUCAAAAAGCUUAUUGAUUUGAUUUGCCAAGUUUUGUUCAAUGCAUUUUGAACCAGUGACAAUUUAGUCUACACACUUUCAAUUACGACGUUUCAAUGAAAAUGUUGAAAAGAUUUUGUA
Messenger RNA from Quercus lobata, 2038 nucleotides. Its product is annotated as zinc finger CCCH domain-containing protein 62-like. Gene Ontology annotation, molecular function: metal ion binding. Lineage: Eukaryota; Viridiplantae; Streptophyta; Magnoliopsida; Fagales; Fagaceae. The record is from RefSeq and is a predicted model, not a curated record. Bases 94 to 1770 code for a protein of 558 amino acids. The transcript has 9 exons.